Molecule: messenger RNA, 771 nt
Organism: Myxocyprinus asiaticus (Chinese sucker)
Lineage: Eukaryota; Metazoa; Chordata; Actinopteri; Cypriniformes; Catostomidae
Product: mitochondrial import inner membrane translocase subunit Tim8 A-like
Exons: 2
Coding region: 94-381 (95 amino acids)
Source: RefSeq, a predicted model, not a curated record
CGGAAGUCGUUGCCUGAACUUCAACGGCUGUCAGUAGAGUCGCUUUAUCCUCCACAUGUCCUAGUGUUAAUAAUCUGCGAGAAAACUGUUGUCAUGGCAGAUUUUAGUUCACGCUUUGACAUGCCGUCGGCUAGUUUGUCAGAAUCUACCGAUGCUUCGGAGCUUCAGCGUCUGAUUGCUGUAGAGCAGCAGAAAGCGCAGUUUCAAGCGCAGGUUCACAACUUUACUGAUGUUUGCUGGGAUAAGUGUGUGGACAAACCGAGUAGCAAAUUGGACUCACGAACUGAGACGUGUCUCGUAAGCUGCGUGGAACGUUUCAUCGACACAACCCUCACCAUCACGAAUCGCUUUACACAGAUGGUCCAGAAGGGCGCGCAUUGAUGAAGGACAGAGUGUCCUCAAGGACAGUUGGCACAUAUUCUUUUUAUUUUCAUGGUGUCCUGUUUGCUUUCCCGUGGUGCAUCUAAGAGACUUACUGUAAUGCCCAAAGCCUUGUCUCACAAUCUAACAAUAAACGUUUAUGAGAGUAUAGCUGAUCCAUUGGAACAGCCAGCAAAGAGUAUUCGCAACAGUGCAGUGACGAACGAUUGUUUGAUGGCUAUUGUCAUCAGGACACGUAGUUUCCUUUUUGCAGUAUUAUUUGCAUCACAACAAUACUCCACAUCUGUAAAACUAACCAGGGUUCGAUUGUGAACUUAAAUCAUAAGUUUCAAAGUGGAUUAUCUUCAAUUUAUGCAAUUGAACUUUAAUAAAGAGAUGACUUUUAAAAUA